Molecule: messenger RNA, 11623 nt
Organism: Biomphalaria glabrata
Lineage: Eukaryota; Metazoa; Mollusca; Gastropoda; Planorbidae
Product: tyrosine-protein kinase JAK2-like
Exons: 17
Coding region: 211-3618 (1135 amino acids)
Biological process (GO): peptidyl-tyrosine phosphorylation; intracellular signal transduction; cell surface receptor signaling pathway via JAK-STAT
Cellular component (GO): cytosol; cytoskeleton
Molecular function (GO): ATP binding; non-membrane spanning protein tyrosine kinase activity; cytokine receptor binding
Source: RefSeq, a predicted model, not a curated record
GUCACUACUAGAGUUACUGAGUGUCACUAACUAAGCUUAGCAUAAGGACUUGGACUUCAAAUAGUAGAAGUAGAAUGAUCUAUAUAAUUAAUGAUUAAUCUACUUCUAUGAUAAUCUUUGAAUCUAUGUCGACUAUGAAUCCUCACUCUGGCUCAGAGCCUCAUUAGUCAAACAGUAGAAGUUCAAGUCUGGUAACAACACCCUCUAAAAAUGGCCAAUAUUGGCAAUAAAACAGUUUUACAUGUUACAUUUGUUCAUCACCAAUUAAAAAGUAUGACUAUCAAGCUGACAGAUGGACUAACGUGUCAAGAAGUAUUGAAGCAAUGUUUACUGUAUGUUGGUCCAAAAAUUAUUGCGGAUAAAGACAAUGUUGAAGUGUAUGGGCCUAAAUAUCUUCAUCUUUUUGGAUUGCAAUUGUUAGAUAAUCACCAAGAACAAAUAUGGUUACCACAGAGUCACACAUUUGAUAGUCAAGAUCAAGGGAAAACUUACCAGUUCAGAAUUCGUUUUUAUCCCCAUGACCCUAUGAAAGUUAAUUACAAAACUUCAGUCAAUGACGUGAUGCUUGAAUAUCUUUUCCUACAAAUUUUAGAUGAUUUCCUGAUGAGGAAAUUAGGAGCGAGUACUAAAUUUAAUGAAAAGAAAAUAUUUAAACUUCUUUCUUUAUCAUUCUUGAUGCCUUCGUCUUUGCCUUUUGAUGGCUCAAUUAAAGUAGAUAGGAAUUAUAAGAAAGAAAAAAAAAUUAACUUUUUUAACAUCAAGAAUAAAAUUUCAAAAUUUAUAAGCAAGCGCCUCAUUACUCAGUGGUGGAUAGAUUCAUUUUGGAUUUGUCAAGGCUUGAAAGAGUCUAUCCAGAAGAGAAAGGGAGAUAAUGAGAAUUUGGGCUAUCAUAAACAAGAAUUUUUUUCAGAGAUCAUGAGCACUGAGCCUUAUUACUGGAUAGAACGGUACACAGCAACAUAUAACAAUGGUGAAAAUAAAACAGAAGUGACAGUUUCUGUGAAGAUUUGUGAAAUGAAUCAUAGUCCUUUCUUGUAUUUUGGGGAUGUACUUAAGUACAGCCUGGCAGAAAUUAUUGACAUCAAAAUUUAUUGUUACAAUCUAAAUGUAUCUAAAAAGAUCGUCAUGAUUUGUCCAAGAAAUGAAGCCCCAACGCAUCUCGAAUUUUCUAUGGAGGGGAGUAGUGAAUCAUUUGUGUCAAUGCUUCAGGGAUUUGUUAUGCUAUUUAUUUGUUAUGAUGUCUGUAUAAACCUGGAUCUUCAAACAACCGACAUGAAAUUAAGAAAUGAGCUGCAAAGUUUUGGUCCUUUAGAGUUAUCUAAUGCUAAAAGUGUCCUCAGAGGAGUACAGCCUGACAGAGAAAUCAAAUUUCUCAUCCAUGAAAGUCUGACUGAGUAUAGCCACUAUGCUGUGUUGGUACAACAGGGCGAGAUGUUUGAAACACUGGACUUAAACAUUACAAAAGAGAAAAUAGUCAACCUGUCAUCUAAAGGAACGUUGCUUAAGAGUUUUGAUAACUGUCAACAACUGAUCCAUCAAUUGAGAAUAGACUAUCAAUCUCAAGUCCUUCCCAGGAACAACCCUGGAGUAGCAGAGAUCAACAAAUUGUUUCAGGAUGACUUAAUUGAGCCAUAUUAUUACUACUCUUCAUCACCACCACCAGUCAGCAAUGAGCCUGGAGUAUACCUUAGAGAGGAUUUGAGUAGGAGAACUCUGAUAGCUGAUAUAAAUCCUUUGAUUAAAAAAUAUUCAGUGCUGUUGAAGGAUCAAGAAAUGAUGCUAGUAGAACUGCAAGCUGAAAAGAGAAAGAUAGCAGAGGCUUUUCGAGGUGCAAUCCAAAACAUUUUUGAGCUGAACAGAUUCAAACCUGAAAAUUUUAUCAAGUUCUAUGGCACUGUGUGGGAGAAGAGAUUGUGUGUUCUGAUGGAGCUAGCCCCCAAUGGAGAUUUACUUACUUACAUUUGUCAACAUCCUCAGAGAGUGGCUCAGAAAGUUGACAUCAUGUAUCAGAUCGUCAAUAUUCUCAGUAUCUUGGAGGGAAAAAAAAUCUAUCAUGGUAAUAUAAGAUCACGAAAGUUCAUGGUGUUUGCCAAAAGUUCUCUGGAAGUGACUAUCAAACUUAGUGACUCAGGAAUUUCCCAGUAUCUGGACAGUCACCCUCUUGAGAAUCCUGAAAAUAUUGACAGGGUACCUUGGUUGUCUCCUGAACGCAAGAAAAGUCUUUCCACUAUCACCUAUGAGUCUGAAUGUUACUCUGUCGGCACAACACUGUGUGAAAUGAUCUACAGGAAUGACCAGUUUCACAUUGAAUUAAAACUGCCAACAACACUGGAUCUCAAGUGUUUUCUAGAGAACAGUUCAAUACCAAAGCCUGCUUUUAUUAUGACUAGAGAGAAUGAAUUAAAUUUGUUAGACAUUGCUGAGGACUCUCUUGUGCCUGAAGCCAGGAAAAUUUUAGAGGAUAUUUGGGAUCAAGUUAUAUCUAAGUGCUGGUCUAGUCACCCUGCUGAUAGACCCACUUCAAGGAUACUUUUGCAGACAUUAAAUGAACUCAAAUCAAGAAGUGUAGAAAUCCAAGGAGACACCAAUGUAGAAGCCAUCAAACAAAUUGUUUAUGAUGUUUGUCAAGAAGAUCUACAAAGUAGAAGUGUAACUUCCCAAUUAACAAUGGAUGAUCUACAAAGAACUUUGAUGGCCAAAUAUCCACACAGGUUUCUCCAUUCAGAUAAUAUCCGAUUGACUCGGAAAAAAAUUGGGCAGGGCCAUUUUGGUAGCGUGUGGGGUGCAAGUAUAUGCAGACCAAGCCUGAACCUUCACCAAACUAAAUCUGAUUGGUUCCAGGUUGCUGCCAAAAUGUUUAAAAAAGGGGAUAGGAUUUCUGAGGCCAGUUUUGUCCGAGAGAUUGCCCUAGCCUGUGAACUGGAUCACCCCAAGAUUGUCAAAAUGCUUUACUUUGCCAUUAAUCCAUACAUCAUUAAAGAAGAGCAAUUUAGUUACUCAAAGAUUAUGCUAAUCAUGGAGUACAUGAAUAUGAACAGCCUGAUUAAAUAUGUCAGCAGAAAAGACAUUCCCUUGGUACCUGCAAUACUUCUGAAGAUCUGUAUAGACAUUGCAGAGGGAAUGGUGUAUCUUUCUGGCAGAGAUAUUGUCCACAGGGAUCUGGCUGCCAGGAAUGUACUUUUGCAUCAAAGUGGAGAUUGCAUCGUUGCCAAAGUGUCAGAUUUUGGUUUGGCUCGAAACAUGGAGGAAAACUAUCGUUUUUAUAACACCAAACCUGAUGAGCAGAUGCCCUUUCCUUGGAUGCCACCUGAAAUACUGGACGAUGAAGCUGAAAGAAAACCUUUCUCCUCAAAAGGGGAUGUCUGGUCAUUUGGUAUCACAAUGUGGGAAGUGUUCUCUCGUGGCAAACAUCCCAGUGUCAAAAUGCCAGAGCCACAAAAUGUAAUGAAUUGGUACAGGCAGAAGAAUCGACUUCCCAAAGAAAAUUUUGUGUGUGAAAAUCUGUAUGACAUUAUGAUGAAGUGUUGGCGUUUAGAGACCAAAGAUCGGCCUGCAUUUGUGGAACUGCAGCAAGAGCUAAGUUCUUUGAGAGGACAAAAAAUAACACCUUGGGGUUAAUGCAAUUAACAUUGUCUCGCCUUGUAUUUAAGACAACUGAGCAAUGAUUGUUGUAACCUAAGGACUAUUGUUUUUAAUAGCCCUUGAAGUGAAGUUAUCAAAAACACUUUGCAUUUGUUGUUUAUGAUAGUCAAAGAUCUUUUACGCCAAAACAUCAAAUAUGAAUUUAUCUUUUUUUUUUUUACACUUCAAAACAUUUUUGAAGAACUGAAGAUCAUAGAGACAUUGUCAACUGUAUUAAACUUAGCGAAGUCAGUUUUUUUGAUAGUUGUGGCUGGUAAAUCUGCUCUGGAAUAAUUUUAUGCAUUAGCAAACAUUGUUUACAUGUCAACUUUUAACUGUUAAUUGACCAGUGACUGUUGAUUAUUGGUAGCUGAGUUUGAAGACAUCAUAAGACUUGUACCUACAUGUAUCUACUGAUGCGGCUAGUCAUAAUCUGUUAUCUUUGUUACAUGGACUUGGGUUAUAAUCAUGUAUAAGGAUUUUUUACACUUCAUAUUAAUAUGUAUGUUUAAAAUUUAUUUCACCAAGAAAAUCAUAUAUUAAUAUCAGGCUGUACUAAAACUAAUUAAUAUCUAAAUGUGUAUGAUUAUAUAAAAAAACAACAACACACUACUGGUUGGAACAUAUGAAGAUGGAAGAGGGGAGAUAAUACAGCUGUUAAGAUGUGGGGCUGAACUAAAGAAAAUAACUCACCGAUUCUCAGAUCACUGGUAUCUCUUCGAUUGCAGAAGCACAAUCCAAUUAUGAUCAAUCAAUAUCCCCGAUAAAAAGAAAUAAUGUCACAAUCUCCAAAUCAAAUUUACAUAUUUUGAUUCAGUAACACAAUAGAAAACAAUCCUCAGUCAAGAAAUCCAAAAAUCAUAACUAAAGUUUCUUAACACAUUUACACACUAGUCAAGGUCAUUUACGCCCAACAGCAUAAACAAUAAUCGCCCUACUUUACACGUGAAAAAAAAAGGUUAAUCUGGGAGGAACAGGGUUACAACACUGCCCCCUCCCUUUUUCUGUUUGUCUCAAACAGACCCUGAUCUCCUCACAAUACUGGUGCAACCAGCGCACAACCUCGUUCUGGAAAACCAAAUCAGUCUGGCCGAGCCCAUUUUCACUGUCUGGCACGACGUCCCCAAAUUCCAGCAACAUUUGUCUAACCCCACCGCACUCUUCCUCUGACAGAUCAUCACCCUCAUCUCCAAGUAUCCGAUCAACUCGAGAAUCACAUGACGAGGCACUAGCUACAGGGACCACCACAUCACACUAUGCAAUAAGUUCCAAUGGACAACAAGUGGCGAUAACAUUCUUCUUCUGAAGGUUGUAAGCUUGAGUGUCGAUUUUCAUAACCCGACCAGGUACCCUUCGGUUGUUUCUAUUAACAACCACUAUUCUCCCCACAGGCAGUCUACUGUGCGCUUCCUUCGACUGCUCUAUAAGGCUUGUGAUAGACACAGGAUCAUUACCUUCUAUUGUGUCAUAUAAUGGCUUCAGACUGUGCGGGUUUGCUGGUACCUUCCGUUAUCAAUACCCUCUUUAUCUGUUCUUCUUCCAUGUCGUUCCCCAGCAACGGAAUUUCAAGAUUUCCAUAUUGCACUGUGCCACCCCCAAUGUUGUAGGAGAGUCCAAAUAACUGCAUGAAGUCUAGUCCCAGAAUACACUCAUCCAUGAUAUUAUGACUAAAAUGUUGAUUUGCAAUCUCAAUCUUUACAGUGAUCUGUCCUAAAACUGGCAAAAGUUCACCACUAGCUGUUUUUAUAGAAUAGCCACUAAUUUCAUGAAUUAUGUUAUUCUCAAUAAGACUAGCAUGAAUUUUGAUCUUGAUGUGCCAGUAUCUAAUAGAAAUCUGCAAAAAUGAACUCCUAUUUUUCCUUGUACUCUCAGACUUCUAUUUUUUCCUAGCAAGUCCACCGGGAUGAUAAGCCUAGAGCUUCCUGUGAAUCUUGCUGCCUGUCUCCGCCCCACGAGACCGGCAGAAUCUAGUUUUCCUGGUUCUGAGAUUGGAUGCUGGCCUGGUGACUACCCAAUCCCUGUCUUUCUCUUGGUCAGCCUGCAUAUCCUCGAGUACAAUUUCUCUGAAUGUGGCCAGGAGCAUUACAAUUUCAACAGUGAAUGACCGGUCUAUUUGGUCUGGGCAUUUGCUGAGACCGUCGGUCAUCUAAAGUUUCCACUACUUGUCUGAUGAUAUCCGUGAGGUCCUCCUUCUGAACAUGAAGACCCCGACUGAAAUGGGUCGUUUUUCAUGUGUCUUUAGCUGCCUCAAAAGAUAAGGCAUAUACCAAAGCAUCGCUUGCCUCUCUUUUUCCACUUGAUCUGAUAAACCUUCUUCAAUUCAGGGUCACUAACACCAUCAAUAAACGCGUCUGUUAUGAGAACUUCUAAGAUCUCCUGGGUCAAGGUCGGAUAAGCCAGGCGUGCCAGUCGUUCGAUAUCUGCCAUCAACUCCUGUAGUGCCUCUUCUGGUUUUUGCUACCAAGUCUUCAAUUGCAUUCUAUAAACCUCCUUCAUGUGUUCGUCCCCAAAUCGCAAUUCCUUUGUUCUAACAAUGGCCUCGUAAUCUUGCUGGUCGUUAACUAUCUGUAGCAAUUCAGAGGCCUUUCCUCGCAAGGCUAAAAUUAAUCCAGUUGCUUUUUCCUCGUUCGUACUCCAGUUGAUCACUUUAGCAGCCGCCUCAAAUUGUCUUUUAUAGACUGUCCAUGAGACUGUACCACCAAAAAUAGGUGGCUUGACUUUCCAAAUUGCUUCGCUCGAUCCUGAAUUUGUUUAUAUGCGUUGAACCUUGCCCAGCUCGACCUUGACUGCCUGGACCUCAUUGUUAAGGGCUUUAAUCUUUUGCUCCAUCUCUACUGUAAGCUGUGACUUCACAGUGGCGAUUUCCUCCCUUAACUUACUUCUGAAUUCCGCCAGAUCUGUUUUCAGACCAGUCGCCAUUGCUCGCAUUGACCCUAGAAGCUCCUCUUUUAUUUCACUCAACAUUCUGCCGAGAUCAGCCUUCACUUCAAACUCGUAAGUGUCCUGGUCAAACCCGUCUUCUUUCAAAGCAUCUCUCAGACGGCUAACGAAGGCUUCUUUGUUUCCUGGCGCUGCGAUGUCCUCCUUACGGAUUUCGUUAAUCUGGAGCUCAUGUAGGCGUUUAGAAGUAGACAUGUUGUAAGUAGAGUAGGCAAUCUCCCACUUCUGACACCAGUUGUUAAGACGUGGAAUUGAACCAAAGAAAAUAAUUCACCGAUUCUCAAAUCGCUGGUAUCUCUUCGAUUGCAGAAGCACAAUCCAACUAUAAUCAAUCAAUAUCCCUGAUAAAAAGAAAUAAUGUCACAAUCUCCAAAUCAAAUUUACAUAUCCCAAUUCACUAACACAAUAGAAAACAAUCCUCAGUCAAGAAAUCCAAAAAUCAUAACUAAAGUUUCUUAACACAUUUACACACUAGUCAAGGUCAUUUACGCCCAACAGCAUAAACAAAAAUCACCCUACUUCGCACUUGUAAAAAAAAAGGUUAGUCAGGGAGGAACAGGGUUACAACAAUAUCAAUGCUAGGCUCCCUUUAUUUACAUCCAUGCAGUCGUACCACUUAAGCAGAACAAGAAACCAUCCUAUGUGCGAGGUUAGAAAUCUUUUUACUUGGCUUGAACUAGAAGGCACAUGGUAGCACCAAUGGUCCCUAGCUUCCUUCAUGAUGACAAGUUGAACAAAUGUAUAGGUCAGGAAAUGUUUAUACUGCUUAGUAUGCCAUUGGCUUACAUUACUACCCAUAUAAGUUACAGAAUGGUACAAACAGAGAACCAUAUUUUAAUCAAAUGUAUGUGUAUUAUUUUUUACAAUUACUUUAAAUUUUAUCAAUGACUUUUAUUGCCAUGAUUUAGACCUUUGGGUCUUGAAGUUUUUGUAAAUUGUUUUACAUGUUUCGGAUGUUCCUUCAAAGUUAAAGAUAAUCUGCUUUCUAGUUUAAACCUCCCAUAGGACGCUUGGGAAUGGGUUGGGCAGGGUAUGCACCAGGAACCAUGGAGAGGACCAAACCACAGUCCAUUGUGCAUAUCACAGGACCAAAUAGUUUUUCAUGGCCAGGUCAGUGUAAGGUCUAAGCCUGAGUCUGAAAGAUCAUACUAGAAUAUUAUCCAAUCAACCAAGCUGCUAAGAAUACCUAUGAUCCUUCCACGCAAUUUAAAGUCUCUGUCCUAAUUGAGUUAUCUUAUUUGAUCAUGACAGUAAAAAAAAAAAACAACUUAAGAAAAAACCACACUAAAGAUGUCCACACUGACACAGAAAUAUGUACACUUCUUUUUGUUAUGUUCUACAGGAUACGUUUUGGGGAUUAAUUUUUCUUUUUGUGUGAUAUUGUGUGUUUUAAUUUAUUCUGUUACCAGGAUUUGUAAUUAUUAACUUUUCCUUAUUUCCAUAUAUGUGGAUAUUAAUUUAAAAUUACUCAUAACGCUACUUUUUCAGAAACUUACUUAAGCAAACAUGUGUAAUUUGUAAAAAGUUUAUGUAUAAAAUGUCUUAACAUUGUAAGCUUUGAUGUUGAAAACAUGUUCACUGUGCCAUCCAAUGUUCUUUUUUUAAAAAAAAACAAGAAACAAACAAAACUAACAUUUUUACUCAGAGUUAAAUUGUGAACAUUAUCUCGCCUAACUUAUCUGAGGGCCACAUCAUUUGCACUAAAGCCAUUGGUUAAUAUGCAUGAGUUAAUGCCUGACACGUAGGACAUAAUCAUCUUCUUUUUUGAACUAACGUCUGUAUUAUUUAAGAUAAGAUAAGCACUUCUUUGUGUUUUUCUUUGAUAAAUUCUCUGAAGACUUUUAUUGUAGACUGAAACAAAAGUUGUUGUUUUUUAUGCUUUCACUGAAAUUUGAAAAAAAAAAUCUUUAAAAAAUAUAUAACAUAGCAUUAUUAUAAGAUUAUUAAGUUUGUAAAAAAUUUUAAAUAAUAAAUUUUAACACUUAGCUUUUCAAAAAAAAAAAAAAAGUUGUGCAUAAUAAUACAUAUAAUAGUACGAUAAAUGUUUUGUUUAAUAAUAAAUAGUGUAUCGCAGAUGACAUUUCUCCAAAACAUUUUAAUUAAUUUGUUUAUAAAAACGUAUUAUCUAUUUAACAAUUCAUUUUUGAGCAUCUCUCUAUCUUCUUUAAAGUCAUUAGUAAGUAUAAGUAUCAGGUUUAAGUCAUUAGUUAGUAUAAGUAUUAGGUCUCAGCCAUUAGUAAGUAUAAGUAUCAGGUUUAAGUCAUUAGUAAGUAUAAGUAUUAGGUCUCAGCCAUUAGUAAGUAUAAGUAUCAGGUUUAAGUCAUUAGUAAGUAUAAGUAUUAGGUCUCAGCCAUUAGUAAGUAUAAGUAUCAGGUUUUAGUCAUUAGUUAGUAUAAGUAUUAGGUCUCAGCCAUUAGUAAGUAAAAGUAUCAGGUUUAAGUCAUUAGUUAGUAUAAGUAUUAGGUCUCAGCCAUUAGUAAGUAAAAGUAUCAGGUUUUAGUCAUUACUAAGUAUAAGCCCAAAACAGAAGAUGCGUAUUAUAAUAUUGGCCUAACUAAGGUUAAAUAGCAUUUUAGUUUUAUGUUCUUGUCUGAUUUUAAAAGUUUCUAACCCAAUUAUUAGGAACCCAUUGAAAAGCCUUUCAAGCCACUGCUGAACUGACUGCUUAACAUUGUUAGUAUUGGUGUUAUUAGUGAAAAUAUCUGAUGUAAGGCUGUAAGCUGAAUCUUUUGCUGUUGCAUUGAUGUGUCUGCGAGUUCUUGAUAUUGUACUACAUAACAAUAAUCAUUUAUUAUAUUGUUAAUUUUCUAUUAUCACGUUCAAAUGAUCUGUUUUUAUUUGUCUCAUUUAGUUUUGUAAUUCAUAAGCUUUCUUUUAUUCCAUUAACAAUUAUUUACUUGAUCUUCCUUGUCUUUUGUACCAUUAUUAUCUGGAUAUAUAUAUAUAUUCUAAGAGCUGGAUGAUUGGUUGCUAAGGUCAUUUAAUCUUUAUUUCGAUUGGUUAACAUUGUACCUUUUGAUUAACAUUGUACCGUUUGAUUCAUGAACAUUGUACAAAUAUAUUUCUCUAUUUUCUAUUUAUUAAUUUCAAAUAAAUAACAUAAUAGUAUAUGGUAUGAAAGUAGUUGCCCUUGGAAAGAAUCUCUUCUGUUGUUGAGCUAGCCAGGAAAACCAGUGACUUGGCAGAAUUUAGAUCAUUGUUUAAUAUGCAUUACUAAAUGCAUCACGCAUAGGACGUAAUCAUCUUCUUUUUUGAAGUAACAUCUGUAUUCUAUAAGAUAAGAAGCAGUAAAAGAAAUGAACGUAAACAUUAGUAUCUUUGAGAAUUGGGAAGACGAGUCAAUGAUAAAGAAGGGCAGAUGAAAAAGUGUCACACAGGAAGAUAGGACUAAGGAGUGGAGUCUUCAUGCCAUCAGAUAGUUUUAACUACAAGUUUGCUUUGUCAUUAUUGUUAGCCUAUCUUUUCUGUAGGCAGUUGGUAAUUGUGCUGGCCACAUGACACCUUGCUCAUUAAUAAUUGGCCAUAUAAAUAGAUGAUCUUAACAUCAUCUGCCCCAUAGAUCACAAGGCCUGAAAGGGAAACGUUACUUUCUUGUACCUUUUCUGUGACUAUUAAGACAUUACUCAUAAUCUCAUCUCUGCCUGGGGUAUAGGCCACCAACCAUCUUCCUCCAGGUAUCUAUCUCAUUCAUUAUGUCUUGCCCAUCUGCUUGACAUCUGCUUGCGAAUCUUGUAUUUAUUUUUUGCAGCCCCCUGUUCAUCUUUCCUAGGGGUUCCAGGUGAGGGUUUAGCUUAUGAUGUUGGAAGGCGUACAGCCAUAAAGCUUGAGUUGUUUUUGUUGCCUUCCUAAUAUAUUUUUAAAUAAGGUUUAAAGUUGAGUAGAUAUGUGAGAUAAAGUGUGUAAGUUUUUAGAAGAUGUUAUGUCCAUGCUAGGUCAUAGAGUUUUGGGCUCAUGUGUGUCCCUGCAGCUAGGUAGUAGAGUUUUGCUGUAAUCAGAUUGGACUGUAUUAUUUUUAUACCAGCAUUUGACCAAAAAAUGUUUCAUGUCAUUUCUAAAUCUCACUUGUCUGACUAUUUAAGCCACAUACAUUUGAUGCUGUAGCCUCACUUUUCAUUGCAAUAUGUUCUAUUAUGUACAAAAUAUCUAAUUCAAUAACUCAGUUAUUUGAAUCUCAGUAUUUUAGUUCUAUCUUAAACAAAAUUCAGUGACAUAAGGUAGAUUUAAAAAAAAAUGUCUAACUCUUAUUAAACAAGGUCACUUCUUGUUUUCCUUUUAGUAAUGACAUUUUAUUUUACCAUGAUGUGAUUUGGCCUACUGUAACCCAUUACCAAAAAAAAUAGACUGUUAUUUGCAUGAGACUUACUUAUAUAGAUUGUAUAUAACCUUAUUUUAUGUACUUCUGUGCAUAUAGCAAUAAGCACUUUUUUAUGGUUGGUUUUUAAACAUAAUAAUUUUUUUUUUUUUUAAGUUACUGGUGGUAACAAAAAAUACUUUUCUGUUGAUAAAUUUACCGGUGGUAAUAAAAAUUUGUUUCUAUGUUGUUAAAUUUACUGGUGGUAAAAACAUUUGUAUUGUUAGACCUACUGGUGGUCAUUAGCUGUGAUUGGAGAUUUUGUCAUGUGUAAUUUAGAUCCAAUCUUGUUAUAACAAGCUUGGUAUUUCUUAACACUCUUUCAUUACUAAGUCAUAACCAGCUGGGUUUAAACUUUUAACAAUUCUGAAUUUUUUUUUUUUGGAUACAUAAUUAUAAAACAUUUAUUUUGGCACUUUAGAAGUUUAUUAUAAAGAAAUUUGACGGAGAAUGUAUCAUCACAUCAUGCAAUAUUUGUUUCAUCUCUAUGGUGCCAUAUUUACAUAAUACACACUUUUUACAAAUGUAGUUUAUAUAGGAAUGUUGGAGGUCACUUUUUAUAGCUUAUUUGUAUUGUAGUCCUUGUUACUGUUGGUCUUUUUCUUAGAUACAAAUGAAGAGGACCACAUUAUUCAAGAUGUCAUCAUAAAGAUGGCAGGUAUCUUUUUCAUUGAUAUUUUGAAUCAUUAUAUUCUCAAUACAAACCUGUGA